AUGGCAGAGCACAACGUUGGUGCUCUUGUUGCUCUCUCGCCUCCCGAAUACGGCGACAACGUCUGGGAGGCCAAACAGGUCGAGCUUCACCGCAACCUACCCCCCGGAGAUGACCAGGGACGCCAUUCAAUUGAUUGGAGCUUUGGUCCUAUCAAGAUCAGCGGCUACGUAGAUACCAACACUUUCGAAGUCGGUUUGACCAUCACUGUCACCGGCAUUGACCUCGGCAACAUCUUUGGCAACCUCAAGGACGGCGUCAACAUUAAGGUCAAUUUACUGACCACCAAGGGCGAGAUUCGAAUUUAUCUCAAGAAUGGCAACGAGGUCUGGGUCCAUCUGGAUGUCAAGAUAGUCUUCGACGGCAGCUAUCAGGGAGAUUACAAGAUCAUCACUAUCUGA
Molecule: messenger RNA, 399 nt
Organism: Colletotrichum scovillei
Lineage: Eukaryota; Fungi; Ascomycota; Sordariomycetes; Glomerellales; Glomerellaceae
Exons: 3
Coding region: 1-399 (132 amino acids)
Source: RefSeq, a predicted model, not a curated record